Molecule: messenger RNA, 546 nt
Organism: Cladocopium goreaui
Lineage: Eukaryota; Dinophyceae; Suessiales; Symbiodiniaceae
Source: the annotation of a GenBank genome assembly
AUGGCGGGGAUGUGCCAACUCUCCUUCUCCUUCGCUGGUGGACGAGCGGUGUGGCAGGUGGCAGUUGUUGUUCUGCGAGCCAUGGGUGUCCACAUCUCGGGUGCACGUUCGAACGUGCACAGCUACUAUAGCAUUACUGGCUGCUUGCUGGUCCUUCAGAUCAGCGAUCUGCUGACACGCGCCUUGAUCUUUAUUCCGCUUUUCCUGAGCUUUCUGAUGAGCGCACAUCGAGCAUCGGUUCUUCCUGAGGUAAAAGAUGGUGUUGUGAAAUUUCUGAGCAGCAAAUUGUUGGUCAGCCUGGGCAAUCUUGCCUUCCCAAUUUUUGUGGUGCACGGACCACUUGGGCAAGUGUUUUACAAGAAGGUCAUUGCCACGAAACUCUUCGGAGGGACCAUGUUGGCAGUGGUUGGUCCACAGUUUUUCUAUGUCUACCUGGCCACUGUGAUGAUGGCUGCCUGGGUGCUGCAGAAGGCCUUUCUUUCCAACAAGCAGGUGAGCUCCCUGUCCGGCAAGGUUGUGGACAAGCUUUCCAAGCUCUUCCCAUGA